Messenger RNA from Diaporthe amygdali, 4407 nucleotides. RefSeq names its product Hybrid signal transduction histidine kinase A. Gene Ontology annotation, molecular function: phosphorelay sensor kinase activity. Lineage: Eukaryota; Fungi; Ascomycota; Sordariomycetes; Diaporthales; Diaporthaceae. Bases 1 to 4407 code for a protein of 1468 amino acids. The record is from RefSeq and is a predicted model, not a curated record. The transcript is spliced from 3 exons. Gene Ontology annotation, biological process: phosphorelay signal transduction system; phosphorylation.
AUGUCUCCGCAACUCAGCAGCGUCGGCAUCGUUGAUCUUCUCGAGGCUGAUCCUCGUCCGACCUUCAUCGUCGAUCUCACCAUCGCCGCCGGAGACUCGGAACAGACCUCCUCCAUCGCCUACUGCAAUCCCGCACUUUCGUCCUGUCCUGACCUGGUUGAGCUUGUUCAGUCUUCCCGCAGCCAACACGCUGUCCUCUGGGAGUGGAUCUCCGCCUCCUUCCUGCCCCCGAGUUUGACCAAGGCCCGCAGUUCUUCUUCUUCGGAUUCCCCCUCAUCGCCCUUCUACUAUGCAAGCGCGCAAUGGAGCAAGUGCUUGGUCCAGGGAAGGUGGCUGGUCGUCGGAACCAACGAACAGCCCUCAUCUGCCGAUCGUCCCCGCAAGAUCCGGCUCGAUUCUCAAAAAGGUAGCUUUGGUGUCUCCGGCAGCGCCAACAAGGUUGCAUCUUCCACUUUACCCAUAGCGAUUCCGCACCAUGACCGCCGAUCAGAGUCGUUAUGCGGACCAGGAACAGCCUCUGAACAUGAAGCCACGCAGAGGAUGUCUGUUGAGCCGGACUGGGUUUUACCGGAAAUUAUGCACGACCAAGGGCCCUACCUCAAAAUUCUUACCAGCAUCGAUUGGGCCUCGACCCCUCUUGGACCUCUCAGUACUUGGCCGACUCUCCUCAAACAAACACUCAACCAGGUUCUUGCGGAUUCCCGGCCGAUUGCAUUGUACUGGGGCGAACAUUUCACCACGAUAUACAAUGAGGCUUUCGGAGAGCUAUGCGGAUCGAAACACCCAGAUCUGUUGGGAAAGUCAUUGGAGGAUGUGUGGCUCGAGGCUGGUCCGAAGUUGAAGGAGAUCAUGCUCACAACCGCUCAGAAACGCCGUGGUAUCGUCGAAAAGGAGUGGCGAUUCUUCAUGGAAAGGACGGAUGAUGGCCCGGAGGAGACAUACUUGAAGUGGUCGGUCGUGCCCAUCAUGGAGGAUGAGAAAGUCUCAGGCUUCUUGCAUCCGGUACUUGAUGUUACGUCAGUGCGCCUAUGGGAGAGGCGGGUGAAGAUGCUCGUCGAUCUUGGUGACGCGCUGGCCACCGCCAGAGAUGCGAAGUCUUACUGGACCAAAACCAGCGAAUUUCUGGGCGCCGUCGAACCUCGAUACGAUAUUCCAUUGGCGAUUCUGUACUCGGUUCAGGAUGACCCAGAAGCACAAAGUGUCACUCAUUCACUCUACGGAUUUCCGAAAAUUUGUCAGCUCGAGGGCGCGCUGGGUGUGCCCGAAGGCCAUACCAUUGCUCCAUCUACUAUUUCGCUUCGAAACACUGAUCAGGGUCUCGCCUCUAUUUUCCGAAGUGCUCUGCAAGGCCAGUAUCCGCUUCUGCUUCAAACAAAGGAUGGCACUUUGCCGGAAUCCCUUAUUCAGGGCCUAGAAUGGAGAGGGUUUGGCGACGCUUGCCGAAGCGCUGUUGUCUGCCCUAUUCGGCCUACAAGAGAAGAGAACGUGAUGGGUCUUCUUCUACUUGGCUUGAACCCGAGACGGCCCUACGACAACGACUACCGGCAGUUUAUUUCACUUCUCAACCAGAAAUUGACUACUACUUUGGCUUCGACGGUACUAUUAGAAGAAGAGGCUCGAAGGGGGCGCAACAUUGUAGAGGAAGCUGCCUAUGAAGAGGCUAGAAUGAAGUCACCGCUCUCCGACAAGAAAAAGGAGGCAACGGAAUCACUGCACAAGUUCGAGGAGGUCGCAGAUUUCAUCCCGGUCGGCAUGGCUUUUCAGAACGCUCAAGGCGUCUUGACGAAGACCAAUGAUGCUUGGCAUCGAAUCACUGGUAAUCCCCAUCGAGAGACCGGUCCGUCGAUGGCUUUGAGAGACAUCCUCUCUUACAUCGUGGAGGAAGAUCGCCCUCGUGUCGUGCAGGCUUAUGAGCAUUUGCGCACGGAAGACAGCAUCACUUUCGAAUGUCGACUGAUCCGGCGCAACACUGUCAACAGCCCACCGCCACUGGUGAGAGAAUCUGCAAGCUUUGAGAAGGCUGGUAUCGAACUUCGGGGGAUUGACAACCAAGCAUCUGAACGCCACAUCCUUGCAGCUGCUCGAGCUGAACGUGCCUCAGACGGCAGCAUCCUUCAAGUGCUGACUUGCUUGACGGAUGUCACACUACACAGACAGACCGCCGAGGAGGCGAUACGCAGGGCGCAGCAGGCCGAAAAUUUGAAGCGCAUGGCGGAGCUGGCAACCGUCGGAAUGUACGAGAUGGACUUGGACGGCCAUCUUGUCGAGGCGAACAAUGUCUUCUUCCAGAUGUGCGGUCUCGAGAAGGCCGAUACAAGCUGGAAAGAAAGAGGCGUCAAGCCAUGGCAAACUUGCAUAGUGGAAGAGGAUUUACCUGCUCUACAUGAUGUCAUGAACAAGGUCACACACGAAGGCACGCCCCAGACGAUCGAGGUCCGAUUCAAGACGCCUUUGACAGUGAAGGACAGCCAAGGAACCGAAAUUGUCGUGCCGAGAUGGGCGUAUGGAACGUUCCUGCCGGUGAGAGGAUCAGACGGUGCAAUCCAGUCAUAUUGCGGCUGUGUGAGCGACGUAUCCCUGCAAAAGUGGCAACUCGAGCGAGAAAGGCUGCGCAAGGAGGAAGCGUUAGAAUCCAAACGGCAGCAAGAGAACUUCAUCGACAUGACUUCCCACGAGAUGCGCAACCCCCUGAGCGCAAUUAUCCACUGCGCUGAUGCAGUGAUUGCGUCACUUGGGAAAGCACUGGACCUGCAGCAGAGGAAGAUUGGCCUUACCAGGCAGAAUCCGUCGACAAAUGGCGGCGUUAGUGGCGGCGGCAUGCGCAGGGAGGAUGAACUACUGAUGGAGAGCAGCGUCGAGAACGCGGAGACAAUCAUCGCGUGCGCCCAGCAUCAAAAGAGGAUUGUGGAUGAUAUUUUGACUAUGUCAAAGCUAGACUCAAAAUUGCUGGCUGUGACCCCGAUCACCGUCGAUCCGCUCCAAAUAGCAAAGGAAUCGCUCAAGAUGUUCGAAGUCGAAGCUCGCAGGGUAGAUAUAGACCUGAGGAUGAAGGUCGACAAGUCAUACGAAGACUUGAGACUGGAGUUUCUUGACUUGGACCCAUCCCGCCUCAAACAAGUCCUCAUCAACCUUCUAACGAACGCCCUGAAGUUUACAAAGAGUGGACCCACGCGGAACGUUACGCUCACUGUCAGUGCAUCGAUCGAGAGGCCUACGGAUUCGACCUGCUCAGUGCAGUUUAUCCCUCGCUCACAAGGGCAUGAGUAUCAGCAGCCCCCGAAUCCGAGCGGCACCGAUCCCAUAUUCGUCACCUUUGAAGUAAAGGAUACUGGCCAGGGCUUGACUGAAGAAGAGAUGAAGAGCCUAUUCCAGCGAUUUAAACAAGCUUCAGCUCGCACACAUGUCAAGUAUGGAGGAUCAGGCUUGGGUCUGUUCAUCAGCAGGAGACUUUGCGAGAUGCACAACGGUCAGAUUGGGGUGGCUUCGCUCCCCGGAGUUGGGUCGACGUUUGCGUUUUAUGUAGAGUCGCGCAUACCCAGCGAGGCGUCCUUACGAGAAGCUAGGGCGACGGCGCGGACGGCUUUGAAGGCGACCAGCUUGCCCAUUACGAAGAGAGCUGAGUCCCUACAGAUAGGAACGGCGGAAGUACCCUUGAAGAGUACACCGAUUAAGACGAACGAUUCAGCCGCCACCGACUCUGAGUCCCCUGGCACAGAGGCGAGUGCUGAGCCUCCCAAAAUCGAGGGUGUCCUGGUUGUGGAGGACAACUUGAUCAAUCAGCAAAUCACGCGACGAGGCCUGGCUGACCAUGGUUUCACGGUCGAUGUCGCAAACCAUGGCAUCGAGGCCCUGGAAAAAUUACGUGCCUCUGACCGAUGGCUGGGAGAUGGCCCAAUCACGGCACCCGUCCCUAAUGGUAGUGCCACAACUAUUCCGCCGUCGACUGACCUGACAUCACCUACGACUCCGACCAAAUCAAAUGUCUCUGCCCCCAUCACGAGACUCAACCCCGCUGUCGCAGCCGAUCUCACGCCCACCACAACACCGAACAAGUUCCCACUGUCGCUCAUUCUCAUGGACAUGGAGAUGCCCGUCCAAGAUGGCCUGACCUGCACGCGACAGAUCCGUGAGCUAGAGCGGCAGGGUCGGAUUUUGGGAGGGAGCAUCCCGAUCAUCGCAGUCAGUGCAAAUGCGAGGCUUGAGCAGGUGCUCGAGGCCAAGGCUGCUGGCUGCGACGAUGUGAUGAUCAAACCGUACCGCAUGCCAGAACUGAUCGAGAAAAUGAAGGUUGUGGCCAUGCAGGCGGACCAGAAGAGCCGGGUCCCGACAGUCGAGAUGUCUGAAGCUACUGAAGCAGUGAACACUACAGGCACCGAUGGGCCCGGACCGCCGGAAGCUGGGUCAUGA